This is a messenger RNA of Drosophila santomea, 1099 nucleotides long. RefSeq lists its product as uncharacterized. The record is from RefSeq and is a predicted model, not a curated record. The coding region runs from base 687 to 1031 and encodes 114 amino acids. The transcript is spliced from 2 exons. Lineage: Eukaryota; Metazoa; Arthropoda; Insecta; Diptera; Drosophilidae.
AGCACACGAAGAAGGGGAUCAGCAUAUAUUCAGGCAAAAUAAAACAAUAAUAAUAGGCAUAAGGUGACGACGGCAAACCAAAAACGAAUGCGCAAAAGGCCGGGGCAAACACACACAAACUCACAAGCACAAACAGAGAAGCGAAAUCAUGACUCAUGCACUCAGUACAAAAGUGUACGUAUACUUUUCCCUGCUUCUUCUUCUUCGCGCCGCCACCUCCUUCUGCUUCCUCCUCUUCUUUCUCUUGUCCGUCUCCCCACCCACCGUUACUUCGUGCCUGAGUACUAAUGUGUUUCUGCGCGGGUGUGAGUGAGCGAGAGAGGUAGAGCAUUUAUAAAAAUAAUACUUGAGCAUGGAUAAAAGCGGCGAACUUAAGGAGGAUUAAUAAAUAAAAGCACAUUAUAAUUAUUUUUUAAAGCUAAAGUCUCAUUUUAUGUAUAAGUUUCAUUUUGUACUUAGUUUUCUUUCUGUGUAUCGGUCAAAAUAAGACUGAAUCAAGGAUUCUGAUCCGACAGAUGCAAAUAAAACGAGCAAGAGAGAGGAAGCGAUAUUAACCAGCUGUUGCUGCGCCCGCACCUGAAAUCCACAACAACAACAACAACAACAGCGACCAUAAAACACCAACAGUCGAGGCCGCACGCACAAGGAUAACCCACUAAAAGAAAAAAAAACCGAAUCGAUGACUCAUGAACAGGAACCGAAAUGUUUACAAAAAUAGAACAUAUGCCAAAACGAAACAGCGCCGGAGGGAAAGAGUGGGUGUGGCCAAAGUCGCAACACAGUUACGGCAGCAACAACAAUGCGCGACGACGACGCUGCCGCCAUGCUGUCUGCCAACGCCAACACGCAACAGCAACAACAAUGCGGCAGCCAAAGAAGGAGAAGGAACGGAGGACGGAAGGAGCGAAGGAGGCGAGGAAGAGAGCGAAUGGAUAAGCGUAGGAGCAGCCACAACAAAAACUUUUAGAGGUGGAAGGAGCAUUGCUCCUUAUCAACACACCCUAAUUGUGUCCAUGGGAGCGAGGGAGUAAGAUAGAUACAUGCAUUCCACGGUGGAAGUUACUUUGAUUUCAGCUUUGCUUUAAAAUCGUUUACUGUU